This is a messenger RNA of Photinus pyralis (common eastern firefly), 1884 nucleotides long. RefSeq lists its product as uncharacterized. The record is from RefSeq and is a predicted model, not a curated record. Gene Ontology annotation, cellular component: membrane. NCBI's taxonomy places the organism in Eukaryota, Metazoa, Arthropoda, Insecta, Coleoptera, Lampyridae. Gene Ontology annotation, molecular function: phosphatidylinositol bisphosphate binding. The coding region runs from base 905 to 1858 and encodes 317 amino acids. The transcript is spliced from 4 exons.
CGCCCCAGCUAGUUGGAGAUAUAGGGGUUUGUAAUGAGCUUGAAAGUUUUGGCGGUUCUAAAAAAAGGUAUAGAACGUUCGGCAAAGAACCUAUAAGGCGGGCGGGCAAGGAAAACCCCUACAGCGCUUUGAAAAAUUGCAAAAUGUUUUUCCAGAAUUAUGACUGUUUCCGACAGAGUGUAAAAUGCUCAAAGGGUACUAGAAGACUCUGAAAGGGGUGCAAAGAUUAAAGUACCUCCCUUCCAAGGAUUGCUCAUACACUUUCACGAGCUUUUGAAAUUUUCCCUGAGUCUAGAAAGAGAGCGAACUUCUUGCAUGCAACGUAUAGGUGACAACUAUAAUCGCACCAUCAGCAAAAAAGGACAAAUGCCAUUGGUUCUUUGGUGCAUAAAACGUCAACCUUUGUUAAAGUACCGUUAUGACAAGAAAUGCAUUUGUGCAAAGUACCAAUUAAGUUUAAAUGCCCGUUCACCUAAAAAGAGAUGGAAGCGAUAUUGAAAGUCCAUUGUCGAUUGCUUUUCCGGAAAAGAAAUCGUUAAGGUUUCACCUACGAGACGUCGUUGCGUAACAGCCGAAUUGAAUUAUCAUCAAAAAUCCGUAGUCCAUCGGAAGAUUCCCCCAACACAUCCGAUACGAAAAACCAGGUCACCAUCUCGCCAGUUCGCUCCACUUUUGCGGAUUAUAUCUUCAACUUUCUACCCGUCCGCAUUGCAAAACGUUAAUGAGAUGUUACGAAAUUGCAAAUUAGAAAGGGCCCAUUAGUACCUCACCAUCCAGCAGCCCCACCAAGCCACUUUCUUCUUCUUCGCUCCGUUGCCCAAUUCCAAGGAAAUCGCGUGGUACACUUCGAGACUUGAAGUCGGCAGUUUUUCGCAGUAGGCAGUGAUCUCGUUUCGUGGCGGAAAUGGAGCGAAAAAUCGUACCGAAACUGAGGCAUCCCUUCCUGAACGGGCUGAAGGAACUUCCCGAAGGGAGGACGAAGGAUUUGAAGGAGAUCAGGUCGUGGAUGGAAACUCAACCCCACCUCCCGCACAUAUCAGACGAGUACAUCUACCUUUUCCUGCACUCCUGCUUCUACGACCAGGAGAAGACGAGACAGACGAUCGAGAACUACUUCACGAUCAGAGCGAAUACUCCGAGCCUCUUCGCCGAUCGAAACGUGUACUCGGAUAGCAUGGAAUUCGUAACGAAGCUAGCAUGCUCGUUUAAGUUGCCAACGAAGACGCCGGAGGGGUACACGGUCGUCAUGUACAUCCCACGCGAGCGGGAGAACUGCGAGUACGUCUUCAGCGAUGCGAUCAAGGGAUUCUGCAUAUACAACGACAGCAUCAUAUCGGAAGAUGGCCUGGUCGAGGGGUACGUAGUAAUACUCGACAUAAAAAACAUGAAACUGGGACACCUGGUACGAAUCACACUUCCUGCGCUGAGGGCCUUCAUGACUUACAUACAGGAAGCCCACCCCGUCCGUCUCAAAGCGAUCCACGUGACCAAUACCAACGCAUUUAUAAAGCAGUUCAUGCGUCUCAUCGCCCCUAUGAUACGUUCCGAGCUAAUCGGACUGUUGCGGUUUCAUCGCGGGAGUAUACCCGAGGGAAUGGCGUUGGAGAUGUUCCCGAAGGAUCUGGGCGGCGAGGCCCCCACCACGGAGGAGCUCAGCCUCGAGGUUGUUAAGCUCAAGGAGAAAUACCACGAGUGGAUGAUCGAAACGGAGUAUUUCGUCGCCGACGAAUCGAAACGCGCGAGGAAGGGCACGUGGUGGUCACUCUUCUCGGGAAGCAAUGAGAUAGUGCCAAACAGUGACGAUCGCCAGAUCGGGGGAAAGGACCAGAAUGCACUUAGAGAGCUUGAAGUCGACUAGUUUCCAAAUAAUCACCUUAAUUGUAA